GUUACCUAUUGCAGGCAGUCCUGGGCACAACAGUGAUCCCAUUAUGUGAGCCUGGUGAAAUGGAGAACUGCACAACGGCACUGAUCCAGACAGAGAACAGUCCACGUGUGGCUCAAGUUGGGAUAACCAGAUGCAAGCCUGAAAUGAAGGACUACUGCUUCCACGGACAGUGCGUGUACGUGGUGGACUUGGAUGAGCACUACUGCAGGUGUGACCUAGGCUUCUCUGGUGUCCGAUGUGUGCAUUCAGAACUUGUCAGACAACCCCUCAGUAAGGAGUAUGUGGCACUGACAGUUAUCAUAGUUCUGCUUUUCCUCACUGCCAUCUCUAUUGCAAGCUACUACAUCUGCAGAAGGUACCGAAGCAAGAGGAGACAAACGAACGCCAGCGAAUACAAGGAAGUUGGUUCCCUGUAG
Molecule: messenger RNA, 416 nt
Organism: Pelecanus crispus (Dalmatian pelican)
Lineage: Eukaryota; Metazoa; Chordata; Aves; Pelecaniformes; Pelecanidae
Source: RefSeq, a predicted model, not a curated record